Molecule: messenger RNA, 1103 nt
Organism: Callorhinus ursinus (northern fur seal)
Lineage: Eukaryota; Metazoa; Chordata; Mammalia; Carnivora; Otariidae
Gene: RHOD
Product: ras homolog family member D
Biological process (GO): small GTPase-mediated signal transduction
Molecular function (GO): GTPase activity; GTP binding
Source: RefSeq, a predicted model, not a curated record
GUCCGCCCGCCCGCCGCUCGCGAUGAAGGCGGCCCAGGCCGCGGGUGCCGAGGCGCCGCAGGGCGCGCGGUCCGUCAAGGUGGUCCUGGUCGGCGACGGCGGCUGCGGGAAGACGUCGCUGCUGAUGGUCUUCGCCGAGGGGGCCUUCCCCGAGAGCUACACCCCCACUGUGUUUGAGCGGCUCACCGUUAAUCUGCAAAUGAAGGGCAAACCCCUGAACCUCCAAAUCUGGGACACAGCAGGGCAAGUUGACUAUGACCGCCUGCGGCCCCUCUUCUACCCCGACGCCAGCGUCCUUCUCCUCUGCUUCGAUGUCACCAGCCCGCACAGCUUUGACAACAUCUCUAACCGGUGGUACCCAGAGGUGAACCACUUCUGCAAGGAGGUGCCCAUCGUUGUCGUGGGCUGCAAGACUGACCUGCGCAAGGACAAGUCGCUGGUGAAGAAGCUGCGGAAAAAUAGGUUGGAGCCCGUGACCUACCACAGGGGCCAGGAGAUGGCAAGGUCCGUGGGCGCAGUGGCCUACCUCGAGUGCUCAGCCCUGCUCCAAGAAAACGUCCACGCGGUCUUCCAGGAAGCAGCGCAGGUGGCCCUCAGCAGCCGCAGUCGCAACUUCUGGAGGAGGGUUACCCGGAGCUGUUGCGUGGUGACCUGACAUCUUGAGGCCCUCCCUGCCCCAACCCCCCAGCAGCUCAGGAAGGAGCUGGGCGCUGAGCUGCCCAGUUGGCUGGGCUGGACCCAGUCCCGAGGCUGUGAUCACCGAACUGCACCUCAAACAGAUGGACACCACCGAGGCCGGGCCCCUGACCCUGGGGCUGCAAUCCCUGGACUAGAGCGUAACCCCCACUGCAAGGCCUGAGGAAGGGGCUUCCAGAGCCCACCUGCCUGGUAAAGGGCUACUCCUGGGGUCCCCUAAAAAUGACGACCAGACUCCCAGCUCCCAGCCUGGACCCACACAUCCGGAAGCAGCCUGUUCAGGGCUGCACCUUCGGGACCUGGCACUCCCAGGACCCUGGGCCACUACUCACACCCUUCCCCAUCCCCUUGCCCCCUGCCCAUCCAGUGGUAACUGUAACAACUAAAGCUACAUUGCUUGUCAGUUA